AUGAUCAAUUUUAACGAAAAAUACGAGAAAGAAUAUAUCGAAAUAAAUAAGAUUGAAGUUGAAGAUGACGCGGUUUUAACUUUUGACAACAGAGCUGCAGAGCGUUCUUUCGGUCAAUUAAAAUCGCUCGAGUCUUCUGAUUCAAGAACGACAGACAUUCGAGUAUGGCGUCAAGUUGUUGUGCGUCAAAAUCAGCUUUAUGAUCAUUUCAAAUUUUUGGACGAAACCAUUCAAAAAGAGUUGGUCUGGAAGGGAAUGCGCAACCGUGAACAGCAGCUUGAGGAUGAUAAACUUGCCGAACAACAAAAAACAUUGGAAAUCAUGAAUGAUUCUUAA
Oikopleura dioica is the source of this 336-nucleotide messenger RNA. The record is from the annotation of a GenBank genome assembly. Lineage: Eukaryota; Metazoa; Chordata; Appendicularia; Copelata; Oikopleuridae.